UUUAAGCCUUAUGCCCUUUUCUCCAUUUUUCUUCGCUUUAUUUAGCCGAAGCUUUUUUUAAAUGGCGGAUGAGGAGACUGAUAUAAGGUUGCCUGCGCUUUCUACGGCCAUGGCAUUUUUCUUGUAUCACUGGUUAUUGCAAAGAACUAAGCCUUUUUUAUGUGAAUUUGAUCUAUAGGAAAUUUUAUGGAGGCUUGAAAAUGCAGUUCCUAUGAAAGCUUCUGGCUCGGACUUGCUUAAUGUGAUAGAUACAAUGACAUUGCAACUGAUUUUGAAGAGAUACUGAAAAAGAAGAAAGAGCUUCAUGUGGCAGAGAUGAAUCAUCACAGGAGAGGCCAUAGCCUUACUGGGAUAUCUGGGAUCCCAAAAGAGAAAGAUGAAAACCUCCAAUUGUUCCAUUCAAAUCACAGGAGCAUGUUCAUACCUUCUUCUGAUGAGUCUGAGUCUCCAAUCAAUUCCGCAAGAUUGGGGAGAAUUGCUGUUGCUUCAGCAAAGCCAAGAACUGGCAUGGAUGACUUGUUGAAUACUGAAUAUGGCAAGCAUGACUAUGAUUGGCUUCUCACCCCACCGGGAACUCCUCUCUUUUCAACAACGGAUUCCUGUGAGUUUCAACGAGUUGCUGUUGCUCCCAAAGGAGUUUCUUCUGUUAGAUCAGCCUCUGCUACGAAAGCUUCAAGGCUGUCUGUGACUCAAACUGAGAGCACAAAUCCAAGGCGAGCAGUUCGAAGCAGUUCAGUAUCCCGCCCUUCUCUCUCCUCCCCAAACCAUUCAUUCUCAAAUUCAAACUCAAAAAACUUCCUCAACACCAGCACCCAAUCCAUAACCUCUCGUCCAUCCACUCCAGUCCCCCGAAACCCCACCCCUUCACGUGCUGCCACCCCAACAAGAACCCGACCCUCACCCACUCCCUCAAAGCCCACAACUCCUCGUCCCUCCACCCCAACUUCACGGGCCACAAUUCCAGCCUCAAAAUCCUCUUUGCCGGCUACAAAAUCUAAUUCUCCAGCUGCAAAAUCAUCUUUUCCGGCAAUCAAAUCCCAUUUUCCAGCUACAACUCCAGCUGCAAAACCCUCUUUUCCUGCAACAUCAAGGCCAUCUCAACCAUCACCUCCAGCUCCUUUACGAUCCCGGCCGACCACCCCGACCCGCCGAAUUCUGGCCACAGUGACCCCACCUCCAGCAGGACCCCCGCGCGCAGCCUCUGUUGGGCGAACACGGGGUGUCUCCCCACAGCGACAUGUGGCGCCAAUUGUGCCACCAGAUUUCCCCAUGGAUGCUCCCCCGAACCUGCGGACGACCUUGCCUGAGAGGCCAGCCUCUGCAGGCCGGAUGAGACCUGGCGUGGCCCUGACUGCUCGUUUAGGAGGUAAUGGCCCUUCUGAAGAAAGGCAACCAAGUCGGGUUCGACCGAGCAGUAAUGGCAAUGGCAGUGGAAGCGAGGUGGUUGGGAUUCAAAAGAGUCAGGGUGGUGUAGCGAGGCCACCAGGUGGUGGUGCUUCACCAGUACGGAGGCCGGUGAAGCCGGCAGGCUCAACGGGGGAGAGCACAGGAUUUGGAAGGAACAUAUCAAAGAAAUCGCUCGAUAUGGCUCUCAGGCAUAUGGACAUUAGGCAAGCCACAGGUGGCCUGCGUCCACUCUCUGCCACAUCUCUCUUCCCUCAAAGCGUUCGAUCUGUGUCAUCCAAGGCACGAUUGGGUGGAUUAGAUCCUCGGGCUUCAAAAACCAGCAAUGGAACUCUAGGGCAUGCUGAAAAAUCAUCUGAAAGCUCCCCGGAAGCUAAAGCAAUGGAAGGUCCAACAAUAGAUGCUAAACUAAAUGGGAGAUUAAUGGACCCCGAUUUCUCCGCUAGCACAAGAUAUGAUGCCAUUCUCCUAAAAGAAGAUACAAAGAACACAGAGUGGUUGCAUAGCCCAAACGGGGAUAAUGAUCCGGGCCUGGUUUUUGAUCAUCGGUUUGAGCCUCUUCCUGAGCCCUUUGGGUUGCCCUAAAUUUGGCCGAGUUCGUAAUUUUUUUUUCAUUUUUAUUGUUUAUUAUUAUUCUUUUCUUUGUAAUUUUAUCCUUUUGGAUUUUUUUUUUUUAAAUUAUGGGUAGAUUAUUGUUUGAAAUAUAUGAGAUAUAUGAGGAAGCCAUGGUUUGUUCAUCCUGGAUGUCAAGAACCUUUCUUUCACAUGGCGAAUAGCUCUCUCUUCCCCCAUUAAAUUUUUGUUUGGUUUUGUCUUUUUGUUGGAAGACGAGUUAAAUUCGAGUACUUUUACCUUUGUACCUCAGUUUUUAGAACAAAUCAAGGAUUUGAGCGAAUAGAAUCAACCCACCAUUUGUGUGA
Amborella trichopoda is the source of this 2324-nucleotide messenger RNA. RefSeq names its product serine/arginine repetitive matrix-like protein. Lineage: Eukaryota; Viridiplantae; Streptophyta; Magnoliopsida; Amborellales; Amborellaceae. Gene Ontology annotation, biological process: cortical microtubule organization. Gene Ontology annotation, cellular component: cortical microtubule. The record is from RefSeq and is a predicted model, not a curated record.